ACGUGUGCUGUCGCGGACCGUACUGGUCAUUCAAUGUUGCACACUUUGUACGGCAAUUCGCUGCGAUGUAACUGCAAUUUCUUUAUUGAGUAUUUUGCGCUCGAUCUUUUGAUGGACAAAGGCCGAUGUAUCGGUGUGAUCGCAAUGUGUCUCGAAGAUGGAACAAUUCAUCGAUUCUGCUCAAAACGAACGAUUAUCGCGACCGGUGGCUAUGGACGUGCGUACUUCAGUUGUACAACGGCACACAUGAAUACAGGCGAUGGCACGGCAAUAGCCACUCGAGCCGGAGUCGCAUUGGAGGAUAUGGAAUUCAUUCAGUUUCAUCCAACUGGAAUCUACGGAGUGGGAUGUUUGAUCACUGAAGGAUCCAGAGGUAUGAGCAAGUUUGCUAUAGUCCACAUCGACUGGUGCAACUUAUGA
This is a messenger RNA of Anisakis simplex (herring worm), 420 nucleotides long. NCBI's taxonomy places the organism in Eukaryota, Metazoa, Nematoda, Chromadorea, Rhabditida, Anisakidae. The record is from the annotation of a GenBank genome assembly.